Messenger RNA from Manis pentadactyla (Chinese pangolin), 3980 nucleotides. It is a transcript of the gene NKAIN3, whose product is annotated as sodium/potassium transporting ATPase interacting 3. The record is from RefSeq and is a predicted model, not a curated record. The transcript is spliced from 6 exons. Gene Ontology annotation, biological process: regulation of sodium ion transport. Bases 606 to 1151 code for a protein of 181 amino acids. Lineage: Eukaryota; Metazoa; Chordata; Mammalia; Pholidota; Manidae.
CACAACCCGCAGCAAGAAAGCCGAGUCGAGGUCUCCGCAGUUGCACGGGCCGCCCGGGUCUCCAUCACCACCUGCCGCCCUAGUUCACGCUCAUUCACAUACAUUCGCAUUCUCUCCCCCUCUCCCUCUCUCUCCAAAGACUCCUAACAAGACAGGCCAGUCCUCCUCCGUGGCACUCCCUUUCAUUCAUCCCCUCCCACCACCACACACGCGCGCGCACACACACACACACCCCAACCCAGACAGCCCACUCCACUUCUCAGACGCCCACCUCCUGCGGACUCCCCUCCCCUAAACAGACUUCCACCCACUCGCCAGCUGUAGCCUCCCUCCCGCCCGCGCGGCUUCCCCUCCCCAAGAAGCAGACCCGCACAGUGGGAGGCAGGGCCCCUGCCAGACGCGCGGCUGGAGUGCGCGGUACUGACCUCUGCCCGCCCGGGAAACUAACAAAGGCGGUGCGCGAGCCCAGACCCCCACAGCUGCGAGCGGCGGCCGCGGGCCGGGCCUGGCGAGCGCCGGGCGGGGACUGCUCCGGAGUCAGGAGGCAGCGGAGCCUGAGGACGCGGAUCUCUGGCCGCGAGCGCCGCUCGGACGCCGCCGGCACCAUGGGCUGCUGUACCGGGCGCUGCUCGCUUAUCUGCCUCUGUGCGCUGCAGCUGCUCUCAGCAUUAGAGAGGCAGAUCUUUGACUUCCUUGGCUUCCAGUGGGCACCUAUUCUUGGAAAUUUUCUACAUAUAAUAGUCGUCAUAUUGGGUUUGUUUGGAACCAUUCAGUACAGACCUCGAUACAUUGUGGUGUAUACAGUAUGGACUGCCCUCUGGGUCACCUGGAAUGUGUUCAUUAUCUGCUUUUAUUUGGAAGUCGGUGGGCUCUCUAAGGAUACAGAUCUAAUGACGUUCAACAUUUCUGUACACCGGUCGUGGUGGCGGGAACAUGGGCCUGGUUGUGUCCGAAGGGUGCUGCCUCCGUCAGCUCACGGCAUGAUGGAUGAUUACACGUAUGUCUCCGUCACAGGCUGCAUUGUCGAUUUCCAGUACCUGGAGGUCAUCCACAGCGCCAUCCAAAUACUACUCUCUUUGGUUGGUUUUGUGUAUGCCUGUUAUGUGAUCAGUAUUUUCAUGGAAGAAGAGGACACCUGUCGAAAUAAGUAAUAACAUCGACUCUGAAAUAUGGCUGCUGAACUUGACGUAGGAGGCAAACACCGCAGACAGCACCUCCCUACAUCAAUGCGUCUCACUGUUUUCCAGAGGAAGGACUACACCCCCCUGCUUUCCCAUGAAUCCCGGAAGUCUUCAGUCACAGCCUACAUAUUAUUAGUAUUGUUCACUAGAUGAGUUGUAGGUGCUGGGGUGGGUAUUUUUUUAAUCACCUCUUCUUAUAUGAAUACUUAUAAAUUGUUAAAAAAUUGGUUUUUAAUUUUUUAAUAAUAUCUAAUGUGAAGCAUGCAAAAUGAAAAUUUCCAUGAAAACCUGCUACAGUCAAUGCUGAGAGAAACAUCGGUUUAUAUCACUGAGGUGUUAAGUCAGUAUUGCUGAGUGCUGCUGUUAUCCUAGGCUUGAUGGAUUUUGCAUUGGCAGACAUUACCUGGGGUUAUUAGACAUGAACUUAGAUGCUGUGACAGCUGAGAAAUGGGUACAACAGUAGAUCUGGCCUUCAGGCCAAGUAGAGAUCAUAUUUCCAACCCUGCAAGAUAAAACAUGGAGUCCUCCUUUGUUCUUGACUUUCCAAAAUCCAGAAUAAUAUUGUCAAUCUAAAUUUUCAGAUUCGUGCAUAUUAUCUUGUUCUUUCUGUGUGUUCUGAAAAAUAUAUAUCAAGGGCAUAUGAAAGAGUGAAAUGAUUAGCAGAAUACUUUUGCCCUUUGGAGGGAAGAUGGUAUCUCUGAGUUUCAUAUUUUCUACUCUUUAUCCCAGUCCUGACACUGGUGAUACAUACAGUGUAUGUAUCACCUAAACAUACAGCUUGUGGGCUUCUGGGACAGAAAUCACAACCAUAAAUCUGCAACAAGGAACGUUGUUAAGAAAUUCAAAAGGAGCAUUAAAACAGGGUGCAAAUCUCUAUAAAUAUUUCUAAAAACAGUAUUUGUAUUUGUUCUACAUCAACUUCUCUUUCUCCCACUCCAUACCAAAAAACAAGAAAAUGACAUGGGAAACAUAAUUUUCCAUGGAAAAAAGGAUUGUUUUGAAAACACAUCUCAGCUUUUUCUGUUCAUGUCUUUCAAUGACUAUUUCGCAUAUCAAAAUAAGUUUUGCAAACUUUAUAUACCAACCAAGUUGAGGCCUCCUGUAAAAGUGUGUACAGGUAGUUGUUAAGUUGGCCCAUACAUCUUUAAGAAGUCAGUCUAUAAACCAUCUAGAACUUUAUGCAGAUUUUUGUAUGUGUGUAGAGGUUCCUUUUUUCUUCUUUUUUGGAGUUCAUGUGUUUUAUGAGUCUGCUAAGAAUCAGAACUUAUGCAGCAAAGUCUGCUUUGCUUCCUCCCACUUGAUGACAAGCACUGUGGUCUCUCUGGAGGCCUGUUUGACUCACCUUAUGCCCCCUCAGUCAACUGACACCCACUGGAUCCCAUCACUUUCAUCUGCUGACUAAGCUCAAAUUCAAAAGGAAGAGGAGCUAACAGGGACCUGGGAGAUAGUAAAACCCAAGCCACCUUUGCACAGCUGAAGGGGCUGAAGCCUAGGGGAACUGGUGGAUUUGUCCAGAGUUCUGCAUGUAGACAGAGGACAAAGCAAGGAGAUCCUACAGGGCAAAAGGAACUUGGGUUUCAGGUCCAUCCAUCACUGUGGCCUUGGACAGUGUUGGACAUCUCGACCCUGGGAAUUUCCUCAUCUAGAGUAGAACUGCAAUCUGUACCUCCCAGGGUAAAAUGAAGAUCAGAUGACAAUGUAGAGAAUACUCUGUAAACUGUGAAGCACUCCGCAGUGAUAAUAACAGCUAUCACUGUAAUGUCUGAACAAUGAGUUGGACCCUGUCUGGAGCUCUUGCUGUACACCCAAAAGCUGUGAAAAGACCACAGAAACACCAACCUCUUCUAAGUUUCCUAAAAAGUAGCUUGGAAAACUUGCCCAUGUUUCAGCAAUUAGAAAUAAUGCAGACUAAAAAUUGCAUUUCUAAAAAAAGAAAAACUCAUAUUCAAAUUCCAAGAUUAAUACAUAUUAGUAUUAUUGGAGAAAGCUAAUAGAAUAUACAAAACCUAGAAAAUCAGUAAGGCAGAAUAAAAGUAGUAUUUAAAUAUUCAAAACUGCCAUUUCAUUACUUCCCCAUGUACAAAGAAGAAGUUAACAUUUCACAAAAUAGUACCAUACUAAUUUUUGUUACUGUUUUACCUUCAUAUAAAUUUAUACAUGCUUCUGAGAUGCACUGCAGAGUCCUAGAUCUUUUUUAACUGAGGGUAACAAAUUUGAGGAGGAAAUCCUUACAUUAGUGAUUUUUCUAUGAUAUUCAAUAUAGGCAACUACUUAAUAUGGAAUGUUUAAGUUUUUAAUCUUUCAUUUAAAUAAGUUAUAACGGUUUCAAUCCCCAACCCCAGUAAUCCAUCAUGAUAAUUUUAAAGUUCCACAAAAUUUGACCCACAUCAGAAACAAGUGAGAUACACCUCCAACUCAUUUCCUUCCCACUGUCUUCUCCCUGCCUCUCCUCUCCCUGGCUUCUCUUUAGAGGCUCUGCCUACUUAUGACAGAGGGAUGGAAAGAAGCACAGCACUGUGCAGUCACACUCAGCAGUCACCCUGUGACUUGGGUAACUCCAGCGCAGUACCAUCACCACUCCUGCUCCUUAGGAGUGAGCAUUUCCAGCUCUGGCAGCUUCUGCCUCCUGUUUUAGGGAAUCUACUCUGCCCUGUGCCUCAUACAGAAAGGUUUUCAACAAAAGUGAACUCUAUCUCCGUUCUUGCCAAAUCUUGGCUCUUCUAUAUGCAAGUGUGUGGCUGGUCAGAGUGAGGGAAGAUGAAUGCAUCUCUUAGCCUGUACCAGUUUCCAGAAUCUCAG